Vespa crabro (European hornet) is the source of this 2536-nucleotide messenger RNA. RefSeq names its product DNA polymerase iota-like (gene PolI). The record is from RefSeq and is a predicted model, not a curated record. Gene Ontology annotation, molecular function: DNA-directed DNA polymerase activity; damaged DNA binding. Gene Ontology annotation, biological process: translesion synthesis. Lineage: Eukaryota; Metazoa; Arthropoda; Insecta; Hymenoptera; Vespidae. The transcript is spliced from 2 exons. Bases 226 to 1971 code for a protein of 581 amino acids.
GAAAAAUAUUCAUAUUUGAUAACACUUAUAAUAAUAUAAAGAAAAAUAUGUCUAACCCUGAUAUGAGAGUUAAGUGAUGUCUAUGUAAAGAAAAUUUGUAGCAUAUUGUAUAAUAAUUUGAAUAUAUAUUAUUAAAGAUAAUUAUUAUCACAGAUUAUGGAAAUCCAACGUACGAGAAAUUGAAUAAUAAUAUUUAUAUUGUCACGUCUUUAACAUUCAAGAUUCAUGCAAUAUUUGAUACCAAUGGAUACCUACGAAUACGACAUAAUCAUACGUCAUCCAAGAUGUAUAAUUCACUUGGAUGUUGAUUGUUUUUAUGCACAAGUUGAAAUGUUGCAACAUCCAGAAUUUGAAGGAAAACCAUUUGGCGUUCAACAGAAAAAUAUGGUUGUUACCAGCAAUUAUAUAGCACGAGGAUAUGGUAUUAAAAAAUGUAUGCCAGUGCAAGAAGCCUUAAGUUUGUGUCCUGAUUUGGUCUUAGUAAAUGGGGAAGAUUUAACGAUAUAUCGUCAAUAUUCUGGAAAAAUAAUGGAUAUAUUACAUCAAUUCACUCCAUUAAUCGAAAGGUUAGGUUUGGAUGACAAUUUUUUGGAUGUAACAUCAAUCGUAGAUAAAUAUAUUUCAUCUAAGAACGAAUCAAAUGAAAAUAUAAAUGAUUCGACUGAUGAUGAUUCAAAAGAGUUAAUUGGUAAUGUGUUUGAAAUGACCGAUGAAGAAUGUCCCUGUGGUUGUCAUUUACGAUUAGCGAUUGCAUCCAGAAUUGCAUCUGAAAUAAGAAAUCGUGUUCAAAAGGAAUUAAAUAUUACAUGCAGCGCUGGAAUUGCACACAAUAAACUGUUAGCGAAGCUAUCAGGAUCUCUUCAUAAGCCCAAUCAGCAAACAUUAGUAUUUCCUUGUAGUGCGUCAAAGUUAUUAUCCUCUUUAGGUUCUAUAUCUAAAAUACCUGGAGUCGGACAAAAAACUAAAGAACUUUUAAUAUCAAAAAAUAUAAAAACAGUUGAAGAUCUACGUAAAAUACCAUUGCAUGAUUUAGAAUUGAAGAUUGGUAAAGAUCUUGCGAGAAAAUUGAAAGAUAAUGCGGAAGGUAUAGAUGAAAGUGCAGUAAAACCAUCUGCAAAAAAACAAUCUAUUGGUUUACAAGAUGGAUUUAAAAGUGUUUCUUUGGUUGGUGAAGUGGAGUCACGACUCAGUGCAUUGUUAAGAAGAUUAACUGAGUUAGCUACCGAAGAUGGUAGAAUACCAAUUGCCAUGAGAAUAACAGUAAGAAAGCAUGAUUUCAAUAAACCUAAAAGAGAGACCAGACAGUGCGCCUUACCAAAACAUUUGCUCCCUUCUACUAAAUCUGGCGUUUAUGAUCAUGCUAAAAUGUUAACAUUAGCUAUGAAAUUAUUUCAUCGUGCAGUCGAUAUUUCUAAACCAUUUCACUUGACUCUUUUAGGAGUGGCUUUUACAAAGUUUGAAGAGAGAUCUUACGGCCGUAGUAGUAUUACUUCUUUCUUACGAAAACAAGUAGCCGUACAAUCUAUUUUGGAUAUAAGUUCAGAGGAAGGUAUUUGUGACAUUAGUUUGGGAUCACCUAUGAGUAUAAAUCAGGAUAGUAAUGAUAGCUCUGAACAUUCAUUGUCCGCCACAAGUUUGGCAAAUUCAUUGUCUGGCAUUAAUGGAUCUCCAAUCUCAAAAUUAACAAUUGGUAGCAACCAAUGUACAGAGGAUGAUUUAUUAAGUGAGGUAGAACCACAGUUAAAAAAAACAAAAUUAGAAGUAUGGUUAAAUGGUCGUAGAGAAACACCCAGCAAUGAAAUGGCAAGUUUAAGGCUUGGACCUUCACCAAUGCAAAUAUCUCCAAAAAUGGAUAACACAGUUCUUAAGACCUUACCUAUUGAUUUACAAAGAGAAGUCAGUCGACCUUGGCCCACAACCAGCAAACCUAAACCAAACAAUAUACUUAAAUAUUUUAUAGCUAAUAAGUGACCGAAUUAUGUGGCCUAUUAUAUAUUAAGGCCAUUUUUUACAUACUUUUUCAUGACUUCAACAUUAGAUGGCAGCAUCUUGAGACUCAUUAGAGAUGUAUUAGUCUCAUUUAAAAUAAACUUUAUUAAAUUAUAAAUUUAAAUACUCUAGAAUUGAAUGUUCUAAAUUCAUAUAUUGCAUACAAUGACACUAAUGUAAUGUGUUGCCUUAUUUGUACAAAUUAAGACUGUUGCAUACACUAUUGUAAAAAAAAAAAAAAGAAAAAAAGGAAAAAAAGCAAAUCAUAAUUCAAUCACACACUUCUAAUAUAAAAUAUGAUAAAAAUAAUUCGCGUUUAAAAUUUUGAUGAAUAUAAGCAUUUAAUAAUAUAUAAGUACAAUAAAUAAUUAUAUAUUUAAUGUUACUUUUGGAUGAAAUAUUAAUAAUGGCACAUGUAUUUCUUUCAGAGGAGUUUCAUAAGAAACAAAAUGAAGAGAAGCAUUAUGAAAUGUUAAGGUGCUGACAUUUGACUUUGUAUUUUAUAUGUAAUGGAUAAAUAAUUAUAUAUUUUAAAAUUAUAAGAAAA